GCGUAAAGUCUGGAGUGAGACUGCGGACCAGUAGAGACCAUGUCCGCCGUCAUAAGCAAACUGUACUCACCUCUGCUCUCAUUUAAAACUCACUCUCCAUGAAAUAACAGGAACGCUGGGCCCAAAGGAUGGCCAACUCGGGUGCUGUUCAGGUGAAACUAGAACUUGGUCAUCGAGCCCAGUUCAGAAAGAAACCCACUGUGGAAGGCUUCACCCACGACUGGAUGGUGUUUGUGAGAGGACCGGAGCACAGCAACAUCCAGCACUUUGUGGAGAAAGUAGUUUUUCACCUGCACGAAAGCUUCCCUAAACCAAAAAGAGUGUGCAAGGACCCGCCGUACAAAGUGGAGGAGUCUGGAUACGCAGGCUUCAUCCUGCCUAUAGAGGUUUACUUCAAAAACAAGGAGGAACCGAAGAAAGUUCGCUUUGAUUACGAUCUGUUCCUCCACCUGGAGGGCCACCCGCCUGUCAAUCACCUGCGCUGUGAGAAGCUCACCUUCAACAACCCCACAGAGGAGUUUCGGAAGAAGCUACUGAAAGCUGGAGGGCAACGUGAUCCUCACAGACGAAGCUCAGAAGACUCAAAAGUGAUGGUGAUGCAGGAAGGCUCCACCUCCCUGUUUGGCCAGCACAUGAAGCUGCCCACCCUCCCCAACAGCUCGCUCACAUACACCUUCCCCGACCCAAAGAAGAGCAAGAGCUUCCACGGGUCAAAGGAUGGUUCCAAAGGAGGCGGCCCUGCCCUUCUCACCACCGCCACAACCACCAGCACCAACAGCAGCAGCUUCUCCAAACUCCACAAACCCUCCAAGGACCACAAAGAAAAGCCUCCAAAAGACUUGAAAGAGCCCAAAAGUGCCUUCAGAGACUCUGGCUGGGAAUCCAGCAAAGCCCCCAAAGAACCCUCCAGGAAACCCAAAGAGAACCAGCCGCUUCGAGAUAUCAACCCUAAGAUGGGCUUCAAGGAACCUAAGUCCAUGUCCAAGGAGCACAGGACUGAAGGGAUGACCCACGGGUCAGGGCUAAACAAGCGUCUGUCCUCUACAGACGCUGACGAUCAUGUGACCAAAAAACGUAAAAAGGGAUUUGUGGAUUCAUCAGGGAAGCCAAUUUCAGACGCUCAACACUCAGAUAAGAAACUCUUGAAGGAUAGACCGCAGAUCCGGACCAGUAAAUCCAGACCAGAGGGCGAGGAUGCAGAACGUAGGAAGGUUUCAACUCUCCCACCAUUCCAGGAACUGGUAGACCACAACGAUUCGGAUAUGGAGGACCACUCGAACAAAUCAGAUUCCGAACAGCCCAGUCCAGCCAGUUCCAGCUCCAGUUCAGGGUUUGCUCCCACGCACCACAAACGACAAGUCGUCGACUUCAUCAUCAGGAAGAGGGUGGCUCCUCCUGCCACCACCCAAACAGUGUUGGGCCCGCUGCAGUCGGUCAUGCAGGAUCUGCACUCUGACGACAACGAUGAAGAUUCAGAGGAAGACGAUGACAACGACAUGGACUCUGACGGGGAGCGACCGGUGCACACACAUCAUGCACACCACCAACGCAGGGUCAGUUUGAGUGACGGCAGUGAGAGUGACAGCUCCUCCCCUUCACCCCCAUCCCGCAACGAAGCCCCGCCCUUAAUAAAGACUACUAAUAACCAGAUUCUAGAGGUGAAGAGUCCCACCAAGCAGAGCAAGCAGGACAAGAACAGAAACCUGGACUGUGACAAGGCGUACCUGGAUGAGCUGGUGGAGCUGCACAAGAGACUGAUGACACUAAGAGAGGGUCACAUACUGCAACAGAUUGUGAACCUGAUCGAAGAGACGGGACACUUCCACAUCACAAACACAACUUUUGACUUCGACCUUUGCUCCUUGGACAGAAGCACAGUCAGAAAACUGCAGAGUUACCUGGAAACAUCGGGGCUGUCCUGAGGCUCUGAGCAGCUGGCUGCACGCAGACUUUUGAUUUUUCUUGAAUAAACUCUGGAUGCAAUGCAAAAGCCCCGCUGUGGCUGGGUCCGGCUGCUGUGUGUCCGGCCUGCUGGUUGUACUGAGGUCUCUGGACGGAGAGGCCGUCCUGCUGCAGAAUCAGAGCCAGGUGAGGUGGGGAUGAGUCCUGUCGAUCAGGUGAUCACCCAGGAAGCCUUUAAACAAAGUGAGGAAUGGCCACCUUGUUGCUCUUAAUGAAUGUGCAUAUUGUUACCAAGUUUGUUCUGGAUUUCUUGUUCAUUGUGACAGAUGCAUGGUCAAAACUGCCUUACAACAUUGUAAGUCUUAUUUAUUGAAUUUAAUUUGCAGGUGUGUGUGCGCGUGUGUGUGUGUGUGGGAGUGUGUUUGCAUAAAAGAAAAGCAGCAGAAUGAGACUUAAGUGAAGCACUUCAACAGGCCUGUGUUUGGAUCACUACGAUCACUUCAAUGGGAACAAAAAACUGCCACAGCCGGAUUGGAGCUUAACCUCCAGUCUGCAAAGACUUCCUGCAUGUGUGCACAAAAUUAUUAUCAGUUCUGUUUUAGCAAUGCUGUUUGAAAGAUUCCAACUGACAGACGAGCAACUUUCUGCAGCCGAGCAGAAGAUCCAAAAAUCUUGUGACACUGAUAAUGAGCCAAACUUGAAUGGUGCUCGACAAAUUCAACAAAUCUGACUCUACAGUCGCUGUUUUUAGAAUUUCUGAAUGUUCACUAGCAGGUCAUAGAAAAUCAUUCUGUCUCUACAUCAUGAAAAGGACCAAUAACUGGAAAUAUCCACUUUUAAACCAACUAAAUAGAUCAGAGCAAUUUUAAAGAGGAAGAGUCCAAACUACAACAAAUCAUAGUACAUUUACAUUGUUUCCUGUAAAGAAAGCUUGUGGUAGAUUGGAUGAUAUCUGCAUGAAGAGCAGCUAACAAUCUGUUCUAGAGCAAACAUUUACACUGAGACACAAAUCUGCUUGAUGCUUUGUCACUAAAGACAAUCAGCGUUUAGAUUUCAUGACUUCCUGGAAUGCAUCAGAAAUGAUGGAUCCCAACUCCAUUCAACAAACAAACAUUGUAAAAGUAGUUUUCUUCUCCUCUUGAGGACAGACCUGACAAAGCUUUUUACUUUCAGCUACAACUAACCUGUAAUUACAGAUUCUGAUUCAGAAACAUGUUGAAUCUCAGGGUCUGGAUUCUAGUCCGAGAAGGGUUCUGGUCUCUGUCUGUAGUCUGAGUAGUAUCCACCAAUCAGGGGUCAGCAGGAAAAACGGUCUGUAUGGAGAGCAACAGCAGGUGUUCUAGAAUUCUGAGAUCAAAGACAGAAUUCCAGAAUUCUGUCUCUGAUCUCAGAAUUCUAGGAAAAAAGGAACAUUCCAUGAAGGUCAGACCUAAAAAAAACAUCAGUGUCUCUAAUCCUCUUUCAUAGAACUCCAUUCAACAAACAAACAUUGUAAAAGUAGUUUUCUUCUCCUCUUGAGGACAGACCUGACAAAGCUUGACUUAUCACUUUUGACUAAUCUGCAUCAUGAUGUUGUUAUUUCAGCAAACUUAAGAACCGUUAAUUACAAGAACAUCACAAGAACAUCAGUUUCAUCUUACUUUCACAUCCAUGUGUACUAAACGUACUUUGCACACAGAUUGGCGUUUAACCUGCACAGUGUGAUGCGUCCUGUAGCAGUGGUUUGUUCCCAUGUUUUAGCACUAAAUAAAUGUGAUAUGAGAGGCUGCUGCAUCGAGCUGAGCACAAAUCACGCUGGUUAAAGUUCUCAAAAAUACUUUUAUACCAAAUCCCGGAGUAAUGUGCUGCAGCAGGCCCUGCUGUCAACUUAAAGAGAGCUUUGUUUGGGCUGAUUUCCUGCUACAGGGCUAACAACACAUGCCUAAACACAGUCCAGAUGAAUUACUGCGAAUUAAUCUGAUACAAAGAACGACAGACCGAGCUCUGUUAGCUUUCCUGAAAUGUGUGACAUGUCAUUGGGUAAAUUGAAACAAAUGAAGAGCCAACGGGACUGUUGGCCGACAGGUGCUGUUACGGGUGUAAAAAAAUAUCUUUUAUUUAUUCAGUGGGAGUGGGAGUUGUUAAAUUGAAGCUCAGCAUUAAUUUUCCAAUGAGACGUUUGAUUUGUUACAGAGGACACUUCUGCAGGAUGGUUAUCACUCUCCAAAUGACCUUAAAGGGUUUUUUUCACCCUGUGCUCUGUCUUCUGGUUUCUUGUGUAUUUUGAUGACAUUCAAUAAAUAUUCUGUAUCAUGUACAGAUGACUUAUUAA
Molecule: messenger RNA, 4213 nt
Organism: Notolabrus celidotus (New Zealand spotty)
Lineage: Eukaryota; Metazoa; Chordata; Actinopteri; Labriformes; Labridae
Gene: mllt3
Product: MLLT3 super elongation complex subunit
Exons: 14
Coding region: 129-1922 (597 amino acids)
Biological process (GO): regulation of DNA-templated transcription
Cellular component (GO): super elongation complex
Source: RefSeq, a predicted model, not a curated record